This is a messenger RNA of Helianthus annuus (common sunflower), 1435 nucleotides long. RefSeq names its product GDSL esterase/lipase At5g45960. Bases 119 to 1210 code for a protein of 363 amino acids. Gene Ontology annotation, molecular function: hydrolase activity, acting on ester bonds. The record is from RefSeq and is a predicted model, not a curated record. The transcript has 5 exons. NCBI's taxonomy places the organism in Eukaryota, Viridiplantae, Streptophyta, Magnoliopsida, Asterales, Asteraceae.
AAGAAAAUUAAUUAGGUGAGCAACCAAACAGGCCCUUUAAGCAAACCUACAAGUCUGCACUAGAGUAUAAAAAACAUAGGUUUUGAGUUUUGGUUUUUGUGUGUGUGUUUCAAGCAAGAUGGAUUAUUCUCUUGCAGUUUACCAUAUUAUUGUUCUGUGGUUCAUCUUCUUUCCCUCUCAAACUCAAGCUCCAGCUGCUAGGCCAAAGCCUUCGGCCCUUUUCGUGUUCGGAGACUCGACAGUUGAUGCUGGUAAUAACAACUUCCUACGAACUCCCAUGAAAAGCAAUUUCCCACCUUACGGGAGAGAUUUCAUCAACCAUAUUCCUACAGGGAGGUUCUCUAACGGCCGCCUCGUAACUGACUUCGUUGCUUCAUACACUGGUGUAAAAGACAUUGUGCCAGCCUACUUGGAUCCAACUCUUACCAUACAGGACCUAAUGACUGGAGUUUCCUUUGCAUCUGCUGGUUCCGGAUUUGAUCCAAUGACCGCAACACUCUCGAGUGUGAUUUCCAUGGAACAACAAAUGGAAUACUUCAAAGAGUACAAAUCAAAGAUGGAGAUGCUGAUAGGGAAGGACAACACAGUGGAGCUUAUUAAAAAGGCAGUGUUUAUGCUGAGUGCCGGCACAAAUGAUUAUAUUGUCAAUUAUUAUGGCCUUGGUGAGCCUGUAACUCAGGUUAUGUAUACCAACGUCACAGCUUAUCGUAACUAUCUGAUUCAAAAUAUCGAGCAGUUUGUCAAGGAGCUGAUUAAUGAAGGUGCUCGGAAGAUAGCCAUGGUAGGGUUACCUCCGAUGGGGUGCCUACCUGAAGUGAUCACUCUUAACAGAUAUGCUGCUACUCAUGAACGCACAUGUGUCGAACCAAUGUCAUAUGUUGCAACAGACUACAACGUAUAUCUUGAAAACAAAUUGAAAGACAUCCAAAUUUCGGAAGCUAAACUCUACUAUGCCGACAUAUACAAACCUAUUCUCGACAUGAUUAGGUUUGGAACAAAAAAACUCGGUUUCGAAGAGGUGAAUAUUGGAUGUUGCGGAUCUGGAUAUGUUGAGGCAGCAGCCCUAUGCAACAUGAAUUCAGCUGUAUGUGAGGAUGCAACAAAGUACGUGUUCUGGGACGCAAUUCACCCAACGGAACAAGCAUAUUACUAUGUGUUUACAACCCUUCGUCCGGUUAUCGAUAGGGUUUUGAAUGAUUACAUAAACUAGCAGACUCCCAUUGUUCAACAAAGGGUUAGGUACCAUUUCAAAUCCUUCAAUUUCCAUCCAACUUUCCAUUUAUAUCAAAAAAUCAUUGUAUUCAACCAACACUACCAAAUGAUUAAUAUAGUAAUAGUAAUUAUUGGUCAUGUAUAACAUUAAUAAUAAGAUUUCGUAAUCUAUAUUUAUUGUAACAUGAUCUACCAAGACCCCAUUAUGUAUUUAGUUUUCGAA